AUGAAGGUGAAGGCAGCAAAAUCAAGAAGCCUAUCGAUAAGAAAAGGGGAGCGCCAAGACAACACCACCUUCGUUGCUGGAGGAGAGCCAAUCCCAAAGCUUGCCGAGAAACCGCUCAAGAGCCUGGGGAGACAAUACAUGGCAGACUUGUCGGACAGACAGAUGGGGAAGCAGGCCAAACAACAGCUCGCUCAGGGGCUGGCUAAGAUAGACAAAAGCCAGCUUCCGGGGAAGCACAAGGUAUGGUGCUAUCAGCACACACUAUACCAACGUGUGAUGUGGCCAUUGAAGAUCUGCGAGAUCCCCAUGUCAGAGGUCAGCAGGAUGGACAACCUAGCUAACAGCUACAUCAGGAAAUGGAUGGGCCUCCCCCGCUGCUUCUCCGACGUAGGCCUGUGUGGGUGGAACAUGCUGGAGCUCCCGCUGAAAUCCAUCACUCUUGGGUACAAGCAGGAGAAGGCACACCUUGUACUUGAGAUGAGGGACUCUGCAGACCGCCUAGUGAGAAGUGCAGAAGUCCCAAUCCGUACGGGUCGCAAAUGGAAAGCACCUGAGGAAGUGGAGAAUGCCAUCGCCAGGCUGCAACACAAAGAGGUGAUGGGGGCAACCCAAACAAGUCAUGCUGGGCUAGGUUGGGCUGCACCAAGACAGUUCUGGUCCAAAGCCACCAGGAGGGAGCGGAAGACCAUGGUGGUGGACAAAGUCACUAGAGUGGAGCAGGAGCGCUUCCAUAUAAAAGCUAUAUCCCAAGGUAGCCAAGGAGCCUGGACGCAAUGGGCAGCUACUGUGCAAGGGCACAUCAGUUGGGCAGACAUCUGGAGGACACCGCAGAGUAUGGCAAGCUUCCUAAUCAGAGCAGCCUACGUGAGACACUCCCACUCCCGAACCACCCAGUGGUUCGGGAGUGGGGUUGGCUGCCCACUGUGCGACACCACCAAGGUGGAACUGACCCAGGGGCGCUUUAGGUGGCGCCAUGACUAGGUGCUAACCAAGUUGGCAGAGCUCCUGGAAAGAUGCAGGGUAGCAGCUAACCAUAACCAGGAACCAACAAGGCCUGCGCUAGCCACUUUUGUAAGACCUGGUGAGAGGAGUGGAACAGCCACACAGGAACCUACCAUCCUGAAACCAGGCAAGGAGUGGCAGAUGCUGGCUGACCUCAGAAGGCAGCUAGUCUUCCCGAGAGAGAUCGUGACAACUACGCUCAGGCCGGACAUCGUCAUGUGGUCGCCUGUGGAGAGGUCAGUCCUGAUGAUUGAGCUCACCGUCCCCCAGGAAGAGGGCAUGACAGCAGCCCACGAGAGGAAAUACCUCAAGUACUCUGAGCUGGCAGUAGAGUGCCAAGAGGCUGGCUGGAAACCCAGGAUAUGUCCGGUGGAGGUCGGGUGCAGGGGGUUCAUUGGCAAGGCGGCAGUGCAGUUGCUCCGCAGUGCCGGGAUAAAGAGAAGGCGAGCUACUGGCUGUGGCUCCGGAGGAAGGACAGCAGAUGGGGGCAAGCACCUGUCUGAGGGCAGCUGCAGGGGGUGGCAGGGUGACGUCCCUAUUAGCCAUUGCCCCCCCGCCCGGAGAUGUACUGGUGUAGGGGGCGAAACAUCAGUGAAUGGCGGUCUCCAGCUGACGACCCUGCAGCUGUUCACACUGGCACCGGAGGAGAUGCGACAGGCCGGAAGGCCGAAGCAGGAUCUAACACCCGACCUGUACAAUGAUCAGCAGAUGGUGGAGGAAGAGAAAAGAUGGAAGCAAAUAAUAGAGGGAGGGAAAAGAGAAUUAAAGGAUGAUGAUGAUGAUGAUGAUGGGAAAGCAGCAAGUGAUGGAGGGAAAACAGGGAGUAAAAGGAAGAAAACAAAUGAUGGAGCCUGUAAGGAUAGAGAGAAAAGACAGGAUCAGAUUAUGAAGAGACACUAA
Messenger RNA from Xyrichtys novacula (pearly razorfish), 1902 nucleotides. The record is from the annotation of a GenBank genome assembly. NCBI's taxonomy places the organism in Eukaryota, Metazoa, Chordata, Actinopteri, Labriformes, Labridae.